CGAUACCUGUAGCAGCUGAGCCCUGUGGAGCAGAGCCGAAGCAUGACAUGUCCACUAAAAAGAUAAAUUAUCGCCGCAAAGGCAUGUAAGGUGGUGAAAUUUUGAGCUCCAUCCAUCCUUGCCCUGUCUCCACCUUGUCUCCAUGGCGACCCCUCCACUGGCCCCGCCCUUUGUGGGACAGCCUCCUCCACUGCCCCAGGCUCAGGCGGCAAGGGAUGUCAACACUGCGUCCCUCUGUCGCAUUGGCCAGGAGACAGUCCAAGACAUUGUACUGAGAACCAUGGAGAUCUUUCAACUGCUCAGGAACAUGCAGCUUCCAAAUGGAGUGACGUACAAUCCCAACACUCACCAGGAUCGACUGGGAAAACUGCAGGAACACCUCCGCAUGCUCUCCGUGCUCUUCAGGAAGCUCAGACUCGUGUUUGACAAAUGCAACGAAAACUGUGCCGGCCUUGACCCAAUACCCCCGGAGCUGCUUAUUCCUUUUGUGGAAGACGACGGGUCCAAGCUGGAGGACCGCUCCACGAGUCGAACCACGGCUGAAGAAAGAAGAGAGAUCAUGGAGGUCAACAAGAAGUUGAGGCAGAAGAACCAGCAACUCAAGCAAAUCAUGGACCAACUGAGAAACCUCAUCUGGGAAAUCAACUCGAUGCUGGCUGUGAAGAGCUGAAGGACUUUGAGUAAAACUAACCUUUAUUUGAAUUACAACAGACAGGCUAAUCCAAUAAUGUGGUCAAUAACUGGACAUAUGACAGGGUACAGAGCGCACUUUAAAUAAUAGUACACAAUUUGAACAUGUUUCUGAUGAAGAUAUGAAGGACCUGAAAUGAAGAAGAUAACAAGAUCCUCUGUUAUGACAAUAUGGACAACAAAUACUCUUAAGUCCUCAGUAUUCAAAACUUUACCAGACUAACCCCAAGAGUGAAUAUAUAAUUGUAUCUUUUUGUAGAGGUAGCUAAAGUGUAUAUAUUCUAUUGUUAUCAUGUUAGUAUCUGUUGUUGUCUGUUAGUUUGUCUUUGUCUGAGUGUACGAACAGAUGCAGAAGAUUUAUGAUUUUAGAGAGCCCCUCAUCUGCAAAAUCAUUGGUUAUUUUUUAAAAGAGAACAAUAUGUAUUUGUUUAUCCAUGGUCAAUCAACAACAAUGCAUUAAGUAGGGAUGCACCGAUACGAUAAUGGUAUUUGAUAUCUGCGCCCAAGAUAUCCGUGCGGCCGAUAUCCCAUUUUAGUUUCUAAACUGGUGUAGUAAAUUUUCAACUUACUGGCCAAUUUUGCCCUAAAAUGUUAACGUAUUAAACUUGUAUUUUUACAAAGCUGCUCUCUAGUUACUUUAAAUGAUAAUAACAGUUACAAAACACAUGUGGAUCAUUUUUGACUUAUGCUGUUUGUGUUUAAAGGAAAUAAAUUCUGUUUUCAGUCUCUGCACUGGUAUGGGUUGAUAUCAAAUAUCGGAAAAGCUGGAUCGGUGCAUCCCUAGCAUUAGGUGGGUUAAAUACUCACUCACUUUGUUAGUAUUAUUAGUACUUUGUUUAGUAUUUGUAUUAUUUUUGAAGAAGGUUUCAUGAUUAAUAAUUGGAGGUUCAGCUAAAUAAUGUAGCUACAUCAUACUAACAUGGACUGGUUUGUUUAAAAGGUUUACAGCCAAUCCAAAGACCAGAGUUGUCACAAUAUUAAAAUUUCAAUGCAGGGAAAGGAAAAGGAAAAGACUUGAUACUCAAUAAUAUUAAUCAAUCAUUAUCAAAAUAACAAUUGAAAACACCUAAAUAAAACAUAAUGUAUUUUUAAACAAAAUAAUAGCAGUGUCUUUAAAGCGCGUGUAUUGUUCACAAUCAAAUUUUUUUUAUCUAUUAUUUUUUUUAGCUUUCUACCAUAAUAUAACAUUGUUCUCUCAUUGAAAACAUGCAUGAAGAAGUUUUAUAUGUCAUCCAUGCAUGUUUGAGUAAUUUAGUGAUCUCACCCUCCUCACAGUUAGCUGUAAGAUUCUGUACUAUGCUCCGCCCACAAGCCUACGUCAUCCAUGCGCCCACACGACCUGAUGUGGUGUGCAGGAGUUUCAUGAGCAAGACAUACGCUGAUUGUGUUGUAGUAGCGUUCUGAAGGGGGAGAGACUUAAUGCGAGGAGCAAAGGGAGGGGAGACUCAGAGUGACACUUAGAAAAAAACAUGUUAAUACGCUGUUUUUGGCGAAUAUAGCAUUUUCAAAACAAUAAAAUGUAACAUGGUGAAUUAAAUAUAUUAUGUGUUAGCAGUUAAUACAGGGUAGCCGCGGGUAUUAAAAGUCUUGAAAAGGUCUUAAAUUUCACAGGUUCAAAGUGUGAGAUAAAAGUAGCGGAAAUUACAGUAGUUGGUUGGUCAUUAUUAGAAUUGGAUCUGGUGUUUUUCGCCCGCAAAAUGGGUGUGAUGUUGGUCUUAAUUUUCAUUCAAGUGGUCUUAAAAAGGCCUUUAAAAAGUCUUAAAUUUGGGGUAGUCAAACCCGGGGAUACCCUUUAAUACCCCUUAGACGUAAAAUACCUCCUCUUUAAUAUCAUGACAUAUAAUAUUACCGUAUUUUCCGUACUAUAGGGUGCUCUGGAUUAUAAGGCGCACUGUCAUUGAAUAGUCUAUUUUCAAACGUUUUUCACAAAUAAACUGCACUGGACUAUAACGCGCAUUAAACGAAACACAACAGUUCGAUGGGUCAGUGGGACUUUGUUGCGCUGACUCUGGGCUUUGUUCAGUUGUGGCGUGUAGGGAGGGUGCUGUCUGGGACCGCUGGAUUGUUGGCGUGUUUCCAGUGACUCAGUUGUUCAGUUGUGGCUAGAAGUGGCACAUUGCACUUGCUUUAUCGUUUCGUUCCUCUGUUCCAUCCCUGGAGUGAUGAGUGUGGCUGCGGGUAUUUUUCACUGUGCGGUCGCUGUCUGCUCCAUACGUGUUUGCGUGUGCUGUGUGGCUUUGUAGUUUACUGAAGUCUUGCUGGGACACCUGAGUUGAUUUGUGUAUAUGAUUUGAUGGGGUUGGAGGCUUAUGAGUGCGCUCUAUGGUGUGGAAAAUAUGGUAUGUCUUUUAACUUUGAUAUACCGUAUUUUUUGGGCUAUUAGACGCACUCUUAAGCCUCUAACUGCAUCAAAAAUUUACUGCAUGCUCCACAAUCCAGAGCGCCAUAUACAUGAAUCCACUCGGGUGUCCCAGCACAACUUCAGUAAACUACAAAGCCACACCACCCGCAGUGCAUGCAAACACGCACGGAGCAGACAGCGACCGUGCAGCGAAACACACCCGCAGCCACACUCAUCACUCCACGCAGACGAGGAACGGAACGGAGGAACGAACUGAAAAAGGGAGUCCAAUGUGCCACUCUGAGCCACAACUGAACAACUGAG
Messenger RNA from Boleophthalmus pectinirostris (great blue-spotted mudskipper), 3355 nucleotides. RefSeq names its product mediator complex subunit 30 (gene med30). The transcript is spliced from 5 exons. Gene Ontology annotation, biological process: positive regulation of DNA-templated transcription. NCBI's taxonomy places the organism in Eukaryota, Metazoa, Chordata, Actinopteri, Gobiiformes, Gobiidae. The record is from RefSeq and is a predicted model, not a curated record. Gene Ontology annotation, molecular function: transcription coregulator activity. The coding region runs from base 143 to 670 and encodes 175 amino acids. Gene Ontology annotation, cellular component: mediator complex.